GCUGUCAGGCCAUAAACCAGGCUGACCCCUCGGCUCAGGGCAGCCUGCUUGCAGACUCGGCUCCCACAUCAGCAGUCAUGAACGGAGGUCACAACAGCACGGAUCUGCUAGUGCCUGGAAUCCCCUCUGUGACUCAGGCCUGGGGACUGUGGGCCCUCUUAGGGGCUGUGACGCUGCUGCUUCUCAUCUCACUGGCUGCACACUUGUCCCGAUGGACUAGUAGCCAGAGCAGGAGCCAACCAGGACAGGGACGCUCUGGAGGCUCUGUGGAAGAAGUCCCCCUGUAUGGGAACCUGCAUUAUCUGCAGACAGGACGGCUGUCUCAAGAACCAGGGCCAAACCAGCAGGAUCCAACACCUGGAGGCCCGGCCAGGGCUGCAGAGGAGGUGAUGUGCUACACCAGCCUGCAGCUGCGGCCUCUUCAGGGCCGGACUCCCAGCCCUGGAGCCCCUAUCAAGUACUCAGAGGUGGUGCUGGACUCUGAGCCAAAGCCCCAGGCCUCGGGCCCCGAGCCAGAGCUCUACGCCUCAGUAUGUGCCCAGACCCGCAGAGCCCGGGCUUCGUUCCCAGACCAGGCCUAUGCCAACAGCCAUCCUGCACCCAGCUGAGGUGGAGGGCUGGCACAGUGCGGCAUGCAGCACCCCAGCCUCCUCUGUUGCAGAGGUUACUGCUACCCUGUCCGGGGCAUGGCUGUUUCCCAACCACCCCCCAACGACUGGCAGCCAUUGUCCAGUCACUGGAGGUGAUGUUCCCCCAAACUUGCUGUCUGAGCUGUGAGGGAGACAUCUCAAGGGAACCGCAGGCCCCCCAGUUUCUUGAGGGUGGAGGAAGCAACAGCAGUGGCCCCCUCCCCACCUCUUUUUAUCUCUAUAUAUCCGUCUCAGCCCCCAAACUCCCAGGUAUUCACUUCCUCCUUCUAGAGUUUAACCAGAUCCUCCCCACUCCUGCUCCCCCAUAGUCUACCCCUGACACCUCAGUGGCUCCUCAGACACAGGAAGUGGGCAGUGGGUGAGGGGGUAAGAGCUUGAGAGGACAUGGGUGGGUGUACUCCUUGGGAGCCCACAGGCUGGAGGGGUCAUGGGAUCCAGCCCCCUGAGUUCUGAUCUGAGAACCCUGGCGGGAGAAUAUGUCUCCACCCUGCUGCCUCUGUCAUGGCCCCAAGUCUUCAAAUAAAACUUCUCAAAAAG
Messenger RNA from Diceros bicornis minor, 1187 nucleotides. It is a transcript of the gene SIT1, whose product is annotated as signaling threshold regulating transmembrane adaptor 1. The record is from RefSeq and is a predicted model, not a curated record. The transcript is spliced from 5 exons. Gene Ontology annotation, molecular function: kinase binding. Gene Ontology annotation, biological process: signal transduction; regulation of T cell activation; T cell homeostasis. NCBI's taxonomy places the organism in Eukaryota, Metazoa, Chordata, Mammalia, Perissodactyla, Rhinocerotidae. The coding region runs from base 78 to 608 and encodes 176 amino acids. Gene Ontology annotation, cellular component: plasma membrane.